AUGGAAGGACAGGCGAAGCUGACUAGGACACACUCACCGUUGCUCCGGUCACCGUCGACGGUUCGUUCGUAUUUUCACAGCUUAAACUUAAUCUCCGACGAUGUCUCUCACGAGAAACAAGAUCUCGAAGCCGGAGAGAAAGAAGAGAAACAGAGGAGUAAACUAUUCCGGUCAAAUCCUCGAACUGGUUUAACCCGAAUCAAUCCGGGUCUAGCCUUAACCAUGAUCUCUCUCUCUUUCCUCAGUCUCUGCUCUUUCUUCUUCUUCGGUUUGUUCUCCCAAACCGAUGAGUUUCUCACCUCCGAGAAUCUCCUCCUCGCUUUGAUCUUCGUCGCCGUCCCUCUCUUCCUCGCCGCCAAGAACAUAACACUUCUCAACCAAACGAUACACGCAAUCACCAACGCCUUUCAGAGCAAGAACCGGUCAAAACCGGUUCAAUGGUACAUCGGCGAUACAGAAACCAAACCGGAUAAGAAAACCAAACGGUUCGUUAAAGAAGGUGUACAAUUCUACAGCAAUGGAUAUUUCUACGAAGGGGAGUUUCACAAAGGGAAGUGUAACGGGAGUGGUGUGUAUUACUACUUCGUGAGGGGAAGGUACGAAGGUGAUUGGGUCGAUGGGAGAUACGAUGGUCAUGGGAUCGAGAGUUGGGCUAGAGGAAGUAGAUAUAAAGGUCAGUAUAGGCAUGGUCUUAGACAUGGUUAUGGAGUUUAUAGAUUCUAUACCGGUGAUUGCUAUGCUGGUGAAUGGUUAAAUGGUCAGAGCCAUGGGUUUGGUGUUCAGUCUUGUGCUGAUGGGAGUUCGUAUGUUGGAGAAUCAAGAUUUGGUUUCAAACAUGGGCUUGGAUCUUACCAUUUCAGAAAUGGAGAUUGUUACGCGGGAGAGUACUUUGGAGACAAGGUACAUGGGUUUGGUGUGUACCGUUUUGCUAAUGGUCAUUGUUAUGAAGGAGCGUGGCAUGAAGGUCGUAAGCAAGGGUAUGGUGCUUACUCGUUUAGAACUGGUGAUGGUAAGUCUGGUGAAUGGGAUUCAGGGAAUCUUGUAACAUCUCUUCAUCAUACGAGCGAGCAGGUACGUAGAGCGGUUCAGGCUGCUAGAGAAACGGCGAAGAAGGCGGCAGAGAGUCGGAGACGAGUAGAUGAACAAGUUAGUCGAGCUGUUGGUGCAGCUAAUAAGGCUGCAACGGCUGCAAGAGUGGCUGCGGUUAAAGCGGUUCAAAAUCAGAUGGAUGAUAAAUUUUGUCAAAGUUAA
Molecule: messenger RNA, 1251 nt
Organism: Eruca vesicaria subsp. sativa (arugula)
Lineage: Eukaryota; Viridiplantae; Streptophyta; Magnoliopsida; Brassicales; Brassicaceae
Source: the annotation of a GenBank genome assembly